AUGAUAGUAGAAGAACCCAUAUUUCAAAUAAAUAUUGUUGUUCUUGGAGAUUCAAAGGUUGGUAAAACUGCAUUGUUAAUGACGUAUUGUGAUAGAAGAUUUCCUCAUGACUAUAUCCCUAUUAUGUUUGAUGGAAUCGCAGUAGUUAGGACAUACAGAGGAGAUCAAUAUCAUAUAGUAAUAAAAGAAUGUUCUGGAAUGAAAAAUUAUAAAUAUCUUAGGAGGAGUUUAUAUAUAGGUGCUGAUUUCUUUGUCAUAUGCUAUUCUGUUAAUAACCCUAAAUCCCUCAGUAGUGCUGAAACUAUUUGGGCACCUGAGGUUCAUCGCCAAAACCCAAAUGCACCAAUUAUUCUUGUUGGAACAAAAACAGAUUUAAGAAAUAAAGAAAAUGGACAAGAACUAGUGAAAGAGGAUGAAGGAUAUGAUGUUGCCAAAAGAAUUCAAAGUAGGUUCUAUAUAGAAACAUCUUCUCUACAUAAUGAAAAUAUAACAGAAUUGUUUAAUGGCGUAUUUGAGAUGUUUAGACCACAGAAUAGAAGAAGAUGUGUUAUUUUUUGA
Entamoeba dispar SAW760 is the source of this 558-nucleotide messenger RNA. Its product is annotated as GTPase_rho, putative. Bases 1 to 558 code for a protein of 185 amino acids. Lineage: Eukaryota; Evosea; Mastigamoebida; Endamoebidae. Gene Ontology annotation, cellular component: plasma membrane; cell projection; cytoplasmic vesicle. Gene Ontology annotation, biological process: regulation of actin cytoskeleton organization; cortical cytoskeleton organization; regulation of cell shape. The transcript has a single exon. Gene Ontology annotation, molecular function: GTPase activity; protein kinase binding; GTP binding. The record is from RefSeq and is a predicted model, not a curated record.